Molecule: messenger RNA, 2178 nt
Organism: Microthlaspi erraticum
Lineage: Eukaryota; Viridiplantae; Streptophyta; Magnoliopsida; Brassicales; Brassicaceae
Source: the annotation of a GenBank genome assembly
AUGAUAUUGAGGACUCCACCGGCGAAGAAGCUCCGGUCCGACGCCGGAAACAGCCCCACCCCCACCGGCGCAGCUAGCUCCGGCAAUAACCUCAUUAUCUAUGAAGAUUCUCCUCUUCCUGCUCCCCUUCAAACAACUUCUCAUGAUCAUUCCGAUCAGUACCUUUGUACCUAUCAAUGCCGCCAAAUGGUUAAAGCUGAUGUUCUAGAUGCAUUGAGCAAAGCAGAGAAACAAGCUCAGGAGUAUCAGACUAAAUUGCAGACUCUAAAUGAGAGUUUCACCGAAGCAGACGCAGAGAGAAAUCAGUUUCGAGAUAAGUUUUUGUACUCAGAGCAAGAACUUGCUGCUGCUAAAGGGCGUGAAAAGAUGCUUCAGGAGCAGCUUCUAGUGGAGAUCAACAAUUCUCAAGAGCGGUACAGCACAAAGCUACAAUCAUGCCAAGAACUUGAGGUAAAACUUCAAAAUGAAACCAAUCUUCGAAAGAAAGCCGAGUCUUCUGCUGCAACAGCAGAAGAAAAAGCUAAACUUUUGGAGGAAAAACUAAGUCAGCUAUCUGGAAGUGUGGACAGGGAGAAGAAACGUCUCAACAAUGAUAUUGCUCACUUGGGUAAAGAAGCAAAGCUUUCUGUAUCUAGAAUCGGUGCUGAUCUUGAAAGGAUGCAAUGCAGAGCACAAAAUGCAGAGAAGGAAUCAGAUAUUUUAAGAUCACAGCUGGAGCAUCUUAAACAGAAAUUUGACGAGUGUUUGCACGAAAAAACUGAAGUAGACACGAAGCUUUCGUCAUUCAUUUCUCAAGCAGCAUCUCCUUCGGAUAAUAGUGUAUUGGUUAAAAAUCUUCAGGAGGAACUUAAGCACUAUGAAGCUGAAGUGAGGGAAGCUAAAACGUUUAAAUCACAGCAGUUAGAUGCUGAGCUAUUGAAAGUGAAAUUACUGGAAGAAAAAAGCCGUAGAGAGAGGGCGGAAUCAGAGUUAUUAAAGUUGCCUGAACUGCAGAUGAUCAUGGACAAGUUGGAAGAUGAAUUGUCCUCUUGGAAGUCUUUGCUAAACAACAUUCCUGGUGUAUCCUGUCCUGAUGACAUAAUUAUGAAACUCUCGGCGCUGCAGAAGGAGGUGCUUGAUAGCACUAUGAAGAUUGGGGAAGCAAGCACACGUUUUAAUCAACUCGAGGCGGCUCUGGAUGCUGCACAACUUGGGAGGCAGAAUGCUGAAACUGAGGUUGCAUCUGCCAAAGAGAAAUGUGAGGCACUCAAAUCAGAUUUGAAGAGGAUUGAAGUAAUGCUUUCUUUGGUCACAGAGGAGAAAGAACAAUUAAAAGCUGUUGUUAGUGAAUUAAGGAAGUCCAACAGUGAAGGAUCUGUGUCCGGCGCCACGGAUGGAACGCUUACUCAGGGGUUUGAAUCUUCUCUUGCGAAGAAGGAGAACUAUCUUAAGGAGUUGGAGAAGGAGCUAAGUCAACUGAAAGAUGUCAAUAAUCGUCUACGGGAUGAAAUAGAACAUCUAAAUGAUAAAUUAGUCAAUGAAGCAAGGAGAAUGAAGUCUCUGGAGAGGGAUAGCGAUCGUCUUCGCUCUGAGAUCUCCUUGCUGGAGUCAAGGCUGGGUCAUGGUGAUUUUUCUGCUGCAAAUACAAGGGUUUUGCGGAUGGUAAAUACUCUUGGUGUCGAAAAUGAGGCUAAACAAACAAUCGAGGCUUUACAGGCUGAGUUGCAGAAGACAAGAGAAAGACUCCAAGCUGUUGAAGAAUUGAAGAGUCAGUCUGGAGAUGCUGGGAAGCUAGUAGUUGACUCUCAUAUAACUGGAAAGAUUGCUCAGCUAAAAGAACAAAUUGCUACACUAGAAAAACGUGAAGAGAGGUACAAAACUGUUUUCGCCGAUAGAAUUUCCGUGUUUAGAAGGGCUUGUUGUGAGCUGUUCGGUUAUAAGAUUGUAAUGGACGAACAUGAUCGUCCCAAUGGAAUCCCAGUGACUCGGUUUACUCUGCAGUCAAUAUAUGCUCAAAGCGAUGAUGAAAAGCUUGAAUUUGAUUACGAGUCAGGAAACACGAGUAUUCUAGAGAAUCAGUACAUCUCUCAGGGUGAGAUAGCAAAGCAGAUAGAAAUAUUCAUCAGGAAAUUCAAUUCGAUUCCAGCAUUUACAGCCAAUUUAACCAUGGAAUCAUUCAACCGCCGCACGCUAUAUUGA